GUUUCAGUCACAUUUCAGCCUCUGCUCUGAGAACUCAUCCUGAGCAGCCCCAAACAGGCUAUAACUUCUCUACAACUGAGAUAUGAUCAUCUUAAUUUACUUAUUUGUCUUGCUGUGGGAAGAGGCUCACGGAUGGGGAUUCAAGAACGGAAUUUUUCAUAACUCCAUAUGGCUUGAACAAGCAGCAGGUGUGUACCACAGAGAAGCGAGGUCUGGCAAAUACAAGCUCACCUACGCAGAAGCCAAGGCAGUGUGUGAAUAUGAAGGUGGCCGUCUCGCCACCUACAAGCAACUAGAGGCAGCCAGAAAAAUUGGAUUUCAUGUCUGUGCUGCUGGGUGGAUGGCCAAGGGCAGAGUUGGAUAUCCCAUUGUGAAACCCGGGCCCAACUGUGGAUUUGGAAAAACUGGCAUUAUCGAUUAUGGAGUCCGUCUUAAUAGGAGUGAAAGAUGGGAUGCCUAUUGCUACAACCCACAUGCAAAAGAGUGUGGUGGUGUCUUUACAGAUCCAAAGCGAAUUUUUAAAUCUCCAGGCUUCCCAAAUGAGUAUGAUGAUAACCAGAUCUGCUACUGGCACAUUAGACUCAAGUAUGGUCAGCGUAUUCACCUGAGCUUUUUGGACUUUGACCUUGAAGAUGACCCAGCUUGCUUGGCUGACUAUGUUGAAAUAUAUGACAGUUACGAUGAUGUCCACGGCUUUGUGGGAAGAUACUGUGGAGAUGAGCUUCCAGAAGACAUCAUUAGUACAGGAAAUGUCAUGACCUUGAAGUUUCUAAGUGACGCUUCAGUGACAGCGGGAGGUUUCCAAAUCAAGUAUGCUGCUGUGGAUGCUCUAUCCAAAUCCAGUCAAGGAAAAAACACAAGUACUGCUUCUACUGGAAAUAAAAACUUUUUAGCUGGGAGAUUUAGCCAUUUAUAAAACAAAUAAGGACACUCAAGUGUUGAUGUUUGUAUCUUUUGGAACCCCUUUGAUCUCACUUUUAUAUUAUUAGUGGUAGCAUUUAUUUAUUAUUUUUCUAAAUGUGAAAGGCAAUAACUGAUAAUUUGGGGAAAAUUGGAAAAUACAGAAAUUUUAAAUGAAAAAAUAAAAUAUUUUAUAAUCCCACUGCAUAAAAAUAACAAAUAUUAACAUUUGUAUAUUUUUCUUUUAGUUAUUUUUCAAUUUGUGGUAUAUGUAUAUAUGUAUCUAUAUGUAUUUGUAUUUGUAUUUGAAAUUUUGGAAUCCUGCUCCAUGUACAGUUUUAAUAUUUUGGUUUUUUUAAACUUGAACUUUAUGGCUUAAGCAUUUUCCCAUAUCGUUGAUUAUUCUGCAAUAACAUAAUUUUGAACAGCUGUAAAAUAAUCUGUGGUAUGAUUAUUCCAUACUUUAUUUAAGCCUAUCUGCUUUGUGGGAAUUUUAAGUUGCUUUCAUAAAUAUUGCUGCAAUAAAUAUCAUUGAACAUGUGUA
Messenger RNA from Felis catus (domestic cat), 1444 nucleotides. RefSeq names its product TNF alpha induced protein 6 (gene TNFAIP6). The coding region runs from base 83 to 916 and encodes 277 amino acids. The transcript is spliced from 6 exons. Gene Ontology annotation, molecular function: hyaluronic acid binding. Lineage: Eukaryota; Metazoa; Chordata; Mammalia; Carnivora; Felidae. Gene Ontology annotation, biological process: negative regulation of inflammatory response; cell adhesion. The record is from RefSeq and is a predicted model, not a curated record.